This is a messenger RNA of Symbiodinium necroappetens, 915 nucleotides long. NCBI's taxonomy places the organism in Eukaryota, Dinophyceae, Suessiales, Symbiodiniaceae. The record is from the annotation of a GenBank genome assembly.
AUGGAGGACAUUGGCGGGGUCAUGGAGGAGGCUCACAUCUGCCCACGGAGAGAACACAACUCCUACGCUCCAACAAGGCCCAACGUUUUGCAUUGCUUCGGCGUGGAUUUCCUGUCGAACAAAGAGGUUAUGGAGAUUUUCGCGGCCUGGCAACCCCAGCAGGUCGAGUGGCUAGACGAUUCCUCUUGUAAUUUGGUCUUCGAAGCGGAGGACUCUGUCCAGAAGGCCAAGCAAGAGCUAGCAUUGCCUGGCCAGUCUUCCCCAGAUGAAGUUUGGUUGAAGACCAAGCCGAUCUCCAUUGGCAAACAGAAGGACGCCAAGAAGGGAAAGGCUCGGCGUGGAGGUCUCAAGGAGUUGUGCCUGCAGCUUCGAGUGGCAACAGAGGCAGACCGGAAGGACCCGGGUCACUCCGGGCACACGGACUCCGUGUACUAUGCGCAUGUGAAGGAGCAGCAGGCCUUGGAGAAGCAGGCAACGGAACUGCGGCGCAUGAAGAAGCGCCAGAGGCAAAUGACGCCAAGACGGAAGGAGCCAGCUCCGCAGUCUGCAGAGAAUGCCACUGGCCAAGGUUCAAGUGCAUCUUCGAAGCCGUGCUCCUCAGGGGAGCUGCAGGCUGCUCAGAGCUCUCCUGGCGACUCAGAAAGCUUGUCACAGGCGAAGGCCACGUCAGAAGGAGCACCUUCUUUCUUGUCUGCACGCCUUGAGUCGUACAACCUGCUGGACCCGCUGCUGUUCAUGAAAGCUUCGUCUGUCAACACCGCAUCAUCUGCGCAGACCGCAACAGGUGCAGGAGAGAAACCCACGCAGACUGACAGCAUAGCAUUGAACAAGGAUGACGACCUGAAAGCAGCACUGAAGCGGGCGGAGGCCGAAUAUGCAGCUGUGUUGCACGCAGCAGCGCCAGCCCACAGUACA